AUGGAUGAGCAGACUCAAGAGCCAGCCGAGCCUAGGAGGAGGGUGAAACAGGAACAGGGUGAAAUUGAGCUUGAGUGUGAAGAACCCGGCAAGGGUCAGAUACGGAAACCCCAGGAAGAGGAUCGAUCACAGCUAAAGCCCGGAGAGUGCCCUAAAGACUCUCAGGAAGAGGCCCUGACUGAGGUGAAGUCUGAGGAUGGUGGGAAGGGUCGCAAACGUUCCUACUGCAACACAGAGGAAGGUGUUCAGGAACAUGACAACGAAAAGUACCGAAGGCUGUUGGAAAAGUACCGGGCUGUUGUUCAACCCGGUGAUCAUGUGAGCUCUGACCCUCACAGUGCUCACACGAGCCCUGUGGACACCUCGAAGAAGAUCAAAGGCCGUGUGGAGGGACAGAUUCACAGAUCGGAACCAACUCACUCUGAGCCAGAGCAAUCUGCCUGUGCUGUCACGAGAGAAGGUCAGUCACCAGUGAAGAGUGAGAAGAGGUCUUCAGAGGAGAAAAUUUCUAAUACAGAAGAGAUAGUUGGAACAAACCUCAACAAUGACAGUAGGGGACAUCACCCCCAGCCCAACUUUCUGGGAGGAGCCCAGGUCCAAAUCUUCAUAGACAGUGUCAGCAAUGACAUUCUCAACAAUAUACCAAUACCUAAGGCCAAGGAAAAGGCUCUUGCAGAUCAAGAGAAGGGCAGAGGACUGGACCAUGGCCCCGAUGUCACAGCAGACAUGGAAAAGGAAAUCAGUAGUGCACUAGGUCCAGGGCCAGAAGAUGAGAUCUUGAGUGAAGAGUAAUUCAAACUUUGAAUUACGUGAGGAGACAUCCAGACACUAAGGGAGACCCAGUGGCUCAACGAUGAAGCCAUCAAUUUUCACAUGAAUCUUCUCAUGGAGAGAAACCAAAAUCAGGGAUACCCAUCAGUUCACGCAUUUAAUACCUUCUUUUACACCAAAUUCAAGUGUGGAGGCUACAGGUCAGUCAAAAGAUGGACCCAGGCAGUAAACCUCUUUGCAAAGGAACUUAUUCUGGUGCCGAUUCACCUGGAUGUGCACUGGAGCCUGGUAGUAGUAGACCUAAGAAUAAAGCAUAUUGUCUAUCUGGAUUCGAUGGGACAGAAAAGACCAGAUGUCCUCAAGAUGAUUUUUCAGUACCUGCAGGAUGAGAGCAAAGCCCGAAGGAAUAUUGAUCUGCACCCUUGGGAGUGGAGGCAAUACAGCAUGCCAGCAGAGGAGAUUCCUCAGCAGCGGAAUGGGAGCGAUUGUGGAAUGUUUACCUGUAAAUACGCAGAUUAUAUUUCCAGAGGCCAAUCCCUCACCUUCUCUCAGCAGCACAUGCCUCUGUUCAGGAAGAAGAUGGUGUGGGAAAUCCUGCAUAAGCGCUUACUGUAG
Molecule: messenger RNA, 1386 nt
Organism: Peromyscus maniculatus bairdii (prairie deer mouse)
Lineage: Eukaryota; Metazoa; Chordata; Mammalia; Rodentia; Cricetidae
Source: RefSeq, a predicted model, not a curated record